AAAGUAGUGAAAGAAGAAUCACAAUUGGCGAAAGCAAAAGAGAAAAUCAAAGAGAUGAUGCAUGAAGCACGUUUGAUGCGCUUUUUUAAGCACAUUAACGUUGUUCGAAUUCAUGGCGUCGCGGUGUUUCGCGAACCACUCAUGAUUAUCAUGGAGAGGAUUUACGGUGGCUCUAUAGUGGACGUGCUCACCCUAACGCGAGUUGGACAAGUAAGUGAAGAUGAGAAAAUUAGUAGCAUGUCACUGGGUGCGGCAAGAGGUCUGGAAUACGUUCACUCAAAAAACUGCAUUCAUCGGGAUAUUGCGGCCAGAAAUGUUCUCUAUACCGACACAAGAAUUGUAUGGUUUUUUUUUUCUGAGAUGUACUCUGUUCGCCUCCUAGGAAUUGGCCUUUUCUAG
Anisakis simplex (herring worm) is the source of this 399-nucleotide messenger RNA. The record is from the annotation of a GenBank genome assembly. Lineage: Eukaryota; Metazoa; Nematoda; Chromadorea; Rhabditida; Anisakidae.